Messenger RNA from Chironomus riparius, 1515 nucleotides. The record is from the annotation of a GenBank genome assembly. NCBI's taxonomy places the organism in Eukaryota, Metazoa, Arthropoda, Insecta, Diptera, Chironomidae.
CUACCCCCGAAUAUUCUUUUCAAAGAGGAAGAUUAAAAGACGUCAUCAUUCUUCACUCGGUGCUGCGGCGAGUGUGAUUGGAUUAAUAACGAACGAAAACAGUCAAUAAAAGUAGUAAGGAAAAAAUCUCUGAUAUGGCUCUUCGACUAUCUUCAUCACUCUUAAAAUCAGGCAAUGGACAGGCUUUACAGCAGCUGAACAAAUUUUCAACAUCAACAAAAACAUGGAGCCGUGGACAGAAAGCUUUUGCAACAUUCGCUGGCAUGACCAUUGGUGGUGCUGGAGCUCUUUUGUAUGCCUUAGAAUCCUCUGUUAGUGCAUCAAGCGACAAUGUCCAUUCUCCUCAUCAAAACUGGAGCCAUAACGGACUUAUUUCUUCAUUAGAUCAUGCAAGUAUUCGCCGUGGUUAUGAAGUCUACAAGCAAGUGUGUGCUGCAUGUCAUUCAAUGCAAUACAUUGCCUAUCGUAAUCUUGUUGGCGUUUCACACACUGAAGCCGAAGCAAAGGCAGAAGCUGAAGAAGCUCAAAUUAAAGACGGUCCAAAUGAUCUGGGCGAGUAUUUCAUGAGACCAGGAAAACUUUCCGAUUAUUUCCCAAGUCCAUAUCCAAAUGAGGAAGCUGCCAGAGCUGCAAACAAUGGCGCAUAUCCACCAGAUCUCAGUUGGAUUGUAUCAGCACGUAAAGGCGGUGAAGAUUACAUCUUUGCUUUGUUGACUGGCUAUGUCGAUCCACCAGCUGGAAUUAAUUUGAGAGAAGGACAAUAUUACAAUCCAUAUUUCCCAGGUGGUGCUAUUGGUAUGGCACAAGCAUUGUAUAAUGAAGCUAUGGAAUAUAGUGAUGGUACACCAGCCACGGCAAGUCAAUUGGCAAAGGAUGUUUCUGUAUUCUUAAAAUGGGCAUCAGAGCCAGAACAUGAUGUUCGUAAGAGAAUGCUCAUCAAAGCAGCUGGUAUCUUUACAAUUCUCGCUGCUCUAACUUACUACAUUAAGCGUCAUAAGUGGUCAGCACUUAAAACAAGAAAGAUUGCAUACUAUCCAAAACAUAAAUCGCAGUAAAUACGCUUCGUUAGAUAACGCGCACUGAGACUUUUGCGAACACCGUUAAUUAUAUUUAAAAACUAUUAAAAUGAUAUGUGAAACAAGAUGCGAUUCAUUUCUCUUCCUAUGUUCGAUUAAAAGGAUGUGGACGAGAGAGAAAAUUUAGUAUAAUAAAUCAAAUGGAAAAGAAAAAUAACUUAAAAUUCAUUCAAACAUACUUUCAAUAAACUCUUAACAACAACCUGAAAACCUGCGUAUUGUUGUGCACUUCUCAGUUCCAUUCGAGUAGUCAUAAUAAUAAUAAUAAUAUUUUAUGUUGCAAAUUGGUUUCAAACUGUAAAUUUUACUUUCCUGAGAAAUAAUAAAAAUAAAUGAAUUAAGGAUUAGACGACAACGUGACUAUGUACUAUUUACAGCUGCAAUUACUGCUUCAUUUUGUGUCCAAAUUAGCGCUUAGUUUCUUGUAAUAAUUUUUUAA